ACAGGUGGAUUGAAUCCCAGCCCAGAGUCUCCUGUAAAUAACCGGAUUCCGGACACGCUGGACGCGGCGGAUCCCGGCGUUAGUUUUCAUGGGCUCUAGAUGUGAAUCAUUCCCAUGAUGCAACAUGUUUCCCCAGCACCAGCUCUGACAAUGAUGGCCACCCAGAGUGUGCCCCCACCCCCUUACCAAGAGAGUCAGCAGAUGACGGCUACAGCCCAGCAGCAGGCCAAAGCCCAGCCGGUGCAUCUCCCAACAUCCUCUGCUCCAGCCAACCCGGUCCCCGGGGCCCCCAUCGACCCUCAGGCACAGCUAGAAGCUGACAAGCGUGCAGUCUACAGGCACCCGCUCUUCCCGCUCCUAACACUGCUGUUUGAGAAAUGUGAACAGGCCACGCAAGGCUCGGAGUGCAUCACCUCUGCCAGCUUCGACGUGGACAUCGAGAACUUCGUCCACCAGCAGGAACAGGAGCACAAACCGUUUUUCAGCGAAGACCCCGAACUCGAUAAUCUGAUGGUGAAAGCCAUCCAGGUUCUGCGGAUCCACCUGCUGGAGCUGGAGAAGGUGAAUGAAUUGUGCAAAGACUUCUGCAACCGCUACAUCACCUGCCUGAAAACCAAAAUGCACAGCGACAACCUACUCAGGAACGACUUGGGGGGCUCGUACUCCCCAAACCAGCCGGCCAAUAGCAUCCUGACCCAGGAAAUGUUACAGAACUCCCCGAACUCCCUGAGCGCUUUAUCCCAAAACCCGCCGGGGAUCGUGGUCCCUGCCUCGGCUCUGCAACAAGGAAACUUAUCCAUGACAACCGUCAACUCAGCACAAGUCGUGUCAGGGGGUGCAUUGUACCAGCCGGUUGCCAUGGUAACAUCGCAGGGUCAGGUAGUAACUCAGACAAUCCCUCAAGCCGCCAUACAGAUACAGAAUGCGCAGGUUAACUUGGAACUGACCUCCCUGCUCGACAGCGAAGACAAAAAGGCAAAGAACAAGCGCGGAGUCCUCCCGAAACAGGCCACCAACAUAAUGCGCUCGUGGCUCUUCCAGCAUCUGAUGCACCCGUAUCCCACCGAGGAUGAGAAGCGACAGAUCGCAGCUCAGACAAACCUUACGUUACUGCAGGUCAACAACUGGUUCAUCAACGCCAGGCGGCGCAUUCUGCAGCCCAUGCUGGACGCCAGUAACCCUGACCCUACACCCAAAGCCAAGAAGAUAAAGUCCCAGCACCGGCCGACUCAAAGGUUCUGGCCUAACUCAAUCGCAGCCGGCGUCCUGCAGCAACAAGGAGUCCUACCCGGGACAAACCCUGAUGGGUCUGUGAAUGUGGACGGCCUGCAGUCCCUGUCCUCCGACGCACUGACCAUGCAGCAGGCCAUACUGGGGGCCAACGACGACUCGCUGGAUGGCUCCGAAGAAGAAGACGAGGAAGAGGACAUGGAAGAGGAUGAACUUGACGAAGAUGGCGACGAGCUUCAGACAACGAAUGUCAGCGAGCUGGGUUUGGGGCACAGUGACUCCUUGGAGUAAUGACCCAGAAAUAAGCACAGAGAGAACUGAUGCAACCUUGGAACAGGUUUCUGACUGCACUUCCCACCUAACUCCAUCGGACCCUCCAUUUAUUGUUUGUUUUUAAGCUGGGCAGCCCUUGCAGGUUCUGGGCGGAAUAACUUUUUUCUCUGCACAAUAAGUAGGAAAAAUUCUGAAAAAGGGAAAAAUAACUCAGACCCUCUCCCAAAAUGCCCUAUUCCUUCUGCUUUUACACUACGAGGAUCUGAACCUGGAAAUGUAAUGUCCCAGAGACAAACCGCACUCCCCUGCGCGCCGCCGUGCCGGGGAAUGACCUGCGAAGAAAGCGAAUGUGCAACUUUUUAUUUAAGUGAAGGACAUGUUUACAGAACCACAUAUUGUGGGCCGCACGCUUUGUUUCUUUGGUUUUUUUUAAAGGACUUAAUGUGUUUUUAGGUAAAGCUUCUCCUGUAUCAUGACAGAUGCUGCCAGAGCUCUCGUGUAUAUAUAGGGUGUAUGUGUGUGUGUAUAUGUAUGUAUGUAUAUGUGUAUAUAUAUAUAUAUAUAUAUAUAUAUGUGUGUAUAUAAUGUACACACACACCCACACAUAUCUUUAAAGAGACUGGAAGAUAACACAUUAUCAGAUACAGGAGUAAAUUGUGAGCAAAAUUAUAGAAACUGCAUCUCCCAAUCUUUCGAAUGAUGUAAUAUGAGACUCAUCUAUUUUGGCAAGUAAACUGUUUUAUGAAUUUCCAUAUAAACAGAGUAUGAUGAUAA
This is a messenger RNA of Spea bombifrons (plains spadefoot toad), 2277 nucleotides long. It is a transcript of the gene PKNOX2, whose product is annotated as PBX/knotted 1 homeobox 2. The transcript is spliced from 11 exons. NCBI's taxonomy places the organism in Eukaryota, Metazoa, Chordata, Amphibia, Anura, Pelobatidae. The coding region runs from base 115 to 1521 and encodes 468 amino acids. Gene Ontology annotation, biological process: regulation of transcription by RNA polymerase II. The record is from RefSeq and is a predicted model, not a curated record. Gene Ontology annotation, molecular function: RNA polymerase II cis-regulatory region sequence-specific DNA binding; DNA-binding transcription factor activity, RNA polymerase II-specific.